This is a messenger RNA of Parnassius mnemosyne (clouded apollo), 654 nucleotides long. NCBI's taxonomy places the organism in Eukaryota, Metazoa, Arthropoda, Insecta, Lepidoptera, Papilionidae. The record is from the annotation of a GenBank genome assembly.
AUGGAAAGAGGAAUAUUAUGCAAAGAGAAAGAUGGUACGAGACUUAUUGUAGUUCCAAAGAAAAUGCAGAACGAAGUAAUAAGGAAGAAGCAUGAUUAUGGACAUUUUGGAGUUAGAAAAACAGAAGAGCUUGUGAGUCGAGAGUAUUAUGUUGAGAAUCUGAAGGAGAAGAUUAGAAAAGUUAUAGAUAAUUGUGUAGAAUGUAUUCUGAUUGAACAGAAAAAAGGAAAGAAAGAAGGAUUCUUACAUCCAUUAGACAAAGAUGAAACGUUGGACAAACUGAGAGUGCAACAACAAACCUUUGGUUCCCCUCAAAGGAUUAUUUCCGAUCGUAACGCCGCAUUUACUUCAAAAGACUUUCAAGACUAUUGUGAACAAGAAGGCAUAACUCUUUAUACAAUUACUGCAGGACAACCCCGCGGAAACGGGCAAGGAGAAAGAAUCCACCAAAUCAUAAUAAGUGUUAUAAGUAAAUUAAGCGCCGAUGAUUCGACGAAGUGGUAUAAACAAGUUUCCAAAGUGCAACGCUGUCUGAAUAGUACAUGGCAAAGAAGUAUUGGAGUGACUCCAUUCGAGUUACUUUUUGGAACCAAAAUGAAAGAUGAGGAUGAAGAAAUUAUGAAAUUAAUAGAAGAAGAAGAAGGAAUGAACUAA